UUUUCCUCUGUAACGUUCGAUCAUCUUGUCUGUUAAUUACAACCACUUAUGUAAGAAUAUUCUUUCUUCAGAUUCGCUCCUAAACGAUUCCGAUUGAUUUUUUCUCGAUUAGUGUUUUUAAUUCGUCUUACGAAGAAUCUACUAUGGCGACGAAGAGAAGCGUUGGAACUUUGAAGGAAGCGGAUCUGAAAGGAAAGAGUGUGUUCGUGAGGGUUGAUCUCAACGUUCCUUUGGAUGAUAACUCUAACAUCACCGAUGACACCAGGAUUCGUGCCGCUGUUCCCACCAUCAAGUACUUGAUGGGUAACGGAUCUAGGGUUGUUCUCUGCAGUCACUUGGGCCGCCCAAAAGGUGUUACUCCUAAGUACAGCUUAAAGCCUCUUGUGCCGAGAUUGUCUGAACUUCUUGGUGUUGAGGUUGUUAUGGCAAAUGACUCUAUUGGUGAGGAAGUCCAGAAGUUGGUUGCAGGACUACCUGAAGGUGGUGUUUUGCUCUUGGAGAAUGUGAGGUUCUAUGCGGAAGAAGAGAAGAACGAUCCUGAAUUUGCAAAGAAGCUUGCUGCUCUUGCUGAUGUCUAUGUUAAUGAUGCCUUCGGAACUGCUCACAGAGCUCAUGCUUCCACUGAGGGUGUUGCCAAAUACUUGAAGCCUUCAGUUGCUGGUUUCCUCAUGCAAAAGGAACUUGAUUACCUUGUCGGAGCUGUGGCAAACCCCAAGAAGCCUUUUGCUGCCAUUGUUGGAGGCUCAAAGGUUUCAACAAAGAUUGGUGUCAUUGAGUCACUCUUGUCCACAGUUGACAUCCUCCUGCUCGGUGGAGGUAUGAUUUUCACUUUCUACAAGGCACAAGGACUCUCAGUCGGAUCUUCCCUUGUGGAGGAGGACAAGCUUGACUUGGCAAAGUCACUCAUGGAGAAGGCAAAGGCCAAAGGUGUCUCUCUCUUGCUCCCAACCGAUGUGGUUAUUGCUGACAAGUUCGCUCCCGAUGCUAACAGCAAGAUAGUGCCAGCCACUGCCAUCCCAGAUGGCUGGAUGGGUCUAGAUAUUGGUCCAGACUCCAUCAAGACAUUCAGCGAAGCUCUGGACACAACCAAAACCAUCAUCUGGAAUGGUCCCAUGGGUGUUUUUGAAUUCGAGAAGUUUGCAGCUGGAACUGAGGCCGUAGCAAAGCAGCUUGCAGAACUAAGCGGAAAGGGAGUAACCACAAUCAUUGGAGGAGGUGACUCUGUGGCUGCCGUCGAGAAGGUCGGUUUGGCUGACAAGAUGAGUCACAUCUCUACCGGAGGUGGUGCUAGUUUGGAGCUUCUUGAGGGGAAGCCACUUCCAGGAGUCCUCGCUCUUGAUGAUGCUUGAGAAUCCUCACAUUGGAUUUUUAUCUCUCUUUUGUGUUGUUAUAUGUAUAACAAGUUGUCUGGUUUUCUCAUGACCAGAGGAGCAAGCCAUUAUUAUUGUCAGCUUGAGAUUUCUGUCUGCGGCUCUCUUUUUUUAAGAGUUUUUAGUUUGGAGCCUUUUCUUAAUAAAAAGAGAUGAAACUCUGAUUAGCAAA
Molecule: messenger RNA, 1542 nt
Organism: Arabidopsis lyrata subsp. lyrata
Lineage: Eukaryota; Viridiplantae; Streptophyta; Magnoliopsida; Brassicales; Brassicaceae
Product: phosphoglycerate kinase 3, cytosolic
Exons: 7
Coding region: 144-1349 (401 amino acids)
Biological process (GO): gluconeogenesis; glycolytic process
Cellular component (GO): cytosol
Molecular function (GO): ATP binding; phosphoglycerate kinase activity; ADP binding
Source: RefSeq, a predicted model, not a curated record